AUGAACAAAUCUGAUGUGACGCAGAUAUCUAUUAAACCGUUGUCCGUAAAUGAGCCUUCUGAAAAGGAACUUGGUGAAGUCGCACUCGUCUUGUUACCAUUUCUACUGCCUCAAAAGAGGAGUAAGGCGAACCAAGAAGAGUUCGUGCAGUUUGUCUCGGAGGAUAAAGAUAUUAAUGUGCAUGCGGCAAGCCUCAAGUCAAUUUUCCCGGUGAUUGUCGUUAAGGGGGGAUUUGAAGGAAUUCUGAGUUCGAGCAUCGUUGCUGAUAAACAAGUCCUGUUCGAAGUGGAAGGUGGUAUGUUAGAAGCCACCAUGCUUUUGUUUGCGACGUAUUAUGUUUUUAUGUUUGAGUAUCCGUCUACGCUGAACAAUUUUUCUACGUAUUUACACAAGCGUAUUUUUAAUAUACCAGAUUCUAGAAAACUUCCAACUUCUGUAAUUUGCUUUGUAAACGAACUAGAGAGCAAAGAUGACUAGUAAAAAUGUAAAUAGACUUAACGAGCUUGUAUAAUAUAUUAUUUGUAUAACAACAUGGU
This is a messenger RNA of Dendronephthya gigantea, 536 nucleotides long. RefSeq lists its product as uncharacterized. The transcript is spliced from 4 exons. NCBI's taxonomy places the organism in Eukaryota, Metazoa, Cnidaria, Anthozoa, Malacalcyonacea, Nephtheidae. The record is from RefSeq and is a predicted model, not a curated record. Bases 1 to 477 code for a protein of 158 amino acids.